Molecule: messenger RNA, 1659 nt
Organism: Hemibagrus wyckioides
Lineage: Eukaryota; Metazoa; Chordata; Actinopteri; Siluriformes; Bagridae
Gene: saraf
Product: store-operated calcium entry-associated regulatory factor
Exons: 6
Coding region: 241-1254 (337 amino acids)
Biological process (GO): regulation of store-operated calcium entry
Cellular component (GO): endoplasmic reticulum membrane
Source: RefSeq, a predicted model, not a curated record
CAGACCCGGAAGCGGAUGCAGUGUGUAUGUUUAUAUCGUUGCAGUCCGAUUGCGCCAGUUUAUCUCAGUAAUAAGCGAGAGACACGUCGAGUGUUCGUGAUCCGGUGGAAACACAGAGCAGGUCGGGUUUAUACUCAUCACCCUGACUCGUGUUUCAGUUCCAGAUAUCUGGAAUAAUCAGAGACAGUGGAACAGAUCUCGUCUUGCUAGCUUUAGCUUGUUAGCCAGUAGAGUGUAAACAUGGCGCUGGCGGCGCUCUUCCUGCUCAAGCUGCUCAUGUCUCCGGUCAUCUACUGCUGGAAUGACGGAGCCGUGUUGCUCCGUGAUGUCCAGGCCCUGACCCUGUACCGGGGCCGGUACACCACAGCUCGCCGCUCCAGCCCUGUUCCCCAGCUGCAAUGUGUGGGAGGAUCCGCGGGAUGCUCCGCCUUCAUCCCUGAAGUGGUCCAGUGUCAGAAUAAAGGAUGGGACGGUGUGGAUGUCCAGUGGGAGUGCAAGGCUGAUAUGGAUAACUGGUACCGUUUUGGGAGGGUGGAGGUCUCCUGUGAAGGCUACAACAGCCCUGAUGACCCGUAUAUACUGAGGGGCUCGUGCGGUCUCGAGUACACGCUGGAGCUCACAGCCGAGGGCCGGCAGAACCAAGGCUCGUCCCGGUUCUCUGACUUUGCGUCCGGGUUCUUCCAGGGAAAGCAGCAGCACGGAAGCGGUCAGCAUUUCCAGAGUGGCCUCUCAGGCGAGGGUACGGGCAGCAUGGUGGUCAUUGCGUUCUUCCUGCUGCUCGCCUUCGCGGUGUACAAGAUGUUCCUGUGUGACCCCAGUCGUGGUUCCCAUGGAGAUGGUUACCAAGGAAACCAAGGGUUUGAUGGAGCAGGCUACAGUAACACGGGUCCACCUCCUCCUGGGUUUAGGUCUGAAUACACAGAUCCUCCUCCUGGAUACGGCUUUACUGAUUCAUUCGGCUCAGCUAACGCCGCCGGCUAUGGAGGAACUGGACUAGGUGGAGGACUGGGAGGAUUAGGGGGCGGAGUCGGGGGACUAGGGGGCAGAAACAGAGGUGGAGGAGGAUUCUGGUCUGGAAUGGGAACAGGAGGGCUGCUGGGAUACCUGUUCGGCUCUCAGAGGCGUGGUCCUCCUGUGAGUCCUUUCAGUUCACCACAUUACACCAACACCAACAACCGCACCAACACCAGCAGCUCCAGCUCCAGCUCAGGAACUCGCACUGCUUCAGGUUUCGGUGGAACGAAGAGAAGAUAAAUGGAGCCGAAUUUCGAGGUGACUGAUGACAUCACAACACGCGUUGUGAACGAACGUUAACUAGCAAAACUAGCUUUAGCUAGACUGAAGGCGGCUCUGUGCCUCGUGUCUGAUUUGUGGGUUUAACCUUUUGUGUGAAUUUUUCAUUAUUAUUAAUAGAAACUUUUUCUGAACUAUAGCUAUUGAUAUUUACUGCUUGUUGCUUAGCAACGUGUCCUCUUCAGCACUGCAUUAAAAAAAAGAAGACAGAACAGAGCAGGGUGAUGUGAUGCGUCCGUGGACACGUGGUAUUCAGCAGCACCUCUACAGCGUCCAGCGAAGACGGUCACUCAGCUCUGUCUGGAAUUUAAACACCUGCUCUUUUUCCUGUGGACCGUUCAUACAGAAAUAAAAUGUAUUUUUGUA